Messenger RNA from Cicer arietinum (chickpea), 2586 nucleotides. RefSeq names its product rust resistance kinase Lr10-like. Gene Ontology annotation, molecular function: polysaccharide binding; protein kinase activity; ATP binding. NCBI's taxonomy places the organism in Eukaryota, Viridiplantae, Streptophyta, Magnoliopsida, Fabales, Fabaceae. The record is from RefSeq and is a predicted model, not a curated record. Gene Ontology annotation, biological process: protein phosphorylation.
AGGUUUUAAAUAUAUGUAUAGAAAUUUGUGGGGUAGUGUGAAUGUGUAUCAAAUAAUAUUCCAAGUCCAAGUCAAUGCAAUAAUUAAUGAGUUUGACAGAGAGAAAGGCAGUUUUAUCCCUACAAUAGUCCUUGAUAAUGGGUGGAUGGUCUUAGUGGUAUGGUAUGCAUGUUCCAUUUCAGCAUCAACCAUGGGCAGAGAAAAAUACUUGCUCCUCCAAAUUAUGGUAGUAGUGCUGCUGCUACUUGAUGAUGAAACAUGUGAUGCAAUUAGUAAUAACCAAACAUAUUGUGCCCCUUCUUCGUGUGGCAAAAUCACAAACAUAACACAUCCAUUUCGACUUAAGAGUGAUCCAACAAGAUGUGGUGAUAAGAGGUACGAGUUAUCAUGCGAAAACAACAUGACAAUGUUAACUCUGGUUUGGGGAAAAUACUAUGUGAAGGAAAUAAACUACAAAAACUACACAGUUCGGUUAGUUGAUCCCGGAAUUCAAGAGGGUAAUUGCUCCUCCAUUCCCCACUAUCUCUUAACCACAUCGAAUUUCACAAUUAAUUAUUACAAAUUUAGUAUGGAAGUGUUGGACAAUCAGAAUGGUAACAGGGAUGAAUACGAUUACCAACUCGAUUAUUUAAUCUACUUGGGGUAUGUAAUCUACUUGAACUGUAGCAAGGAAGUGAAGGACGAUUCUGCGUACGUGGAUACAUCUCCUUGCGUCAAAUGGCAUUCCAAAGGUCAUCUUUAUGCUACCUUUGACGAUCAGUUGAGUAUUGCGAGGUUAAAAGACUAUUGCCAUGUGAAGCUUGUUACUCCUUUCUCAUCAGACUAUUAUCAGCGUCCAACUUUAUCCUACGCUGAGAUUCAUGCAAAGCUGACCUAUGGAUUUGUCCUAUCUUGGAUGAAUCGUGCUUGUCAAGAUUCUUGUGACAUUAACACUCAUGCCUGCUACUUCAAUGAAACCAUCGGAGGACUUGAAUGUAUAUUAUAUGGCGAUUAUUGCAUAACUCCAUUGGGAUUCGGCAUCAAUUGUGAACAUUUGUCAAAGCUACGCAUAGUGAUCGAAGAUAUUAUAAUUGGCAUCAUUAAAGGACUAUUACAAACAAUUGGCACUACAAAACGUUCUCAAUUAUACAACUCAACCGAUAUAUUAUCUUAUCAAGUUCCUGAUUCUAAAAUUGGCAUCGAAUUAGGAAGAAUCAGUGGUAGAUAUUUUUUGCCAUUAUUUAUAGUGAGAUUUACACUGGGCUCUAUUUUUUGUUGUGGACUACUGAUAUACACAUGUCGAAGAAGACAUAUAUCAAUAUAUGAAAAUAUUGAAAUUUUUCUUCGAGGGAGUACCUUGAUGCCAAUUAGAUAUUCAUACAGACAAAUAAAGAAUAUGACUAGAAGUUUCAAAGAUAAGUUGGGUGAAGGAGGUUUUGGUUCUGUUUAUAAAGGAAAACUAAGUAGUGGGCCAUUUGUAGCCAUAAAAAUGUUGGGUAAAUCAAAGGGUAAUGGACAAGAUUUCAUUAAUGAAGUUGCAACCAUAGGAAGAAUACAUCACACUAAUGUGGUGCGACUUAUUGGAUUUUGUGUUGAUGGAUCAAAACGUGCUCUUGUUUAUGAAUUCAUGCCCAACGGCUCUCUUGAUAAAUAUAUUUCCUCUAGCCAGGAUGCUAUCUUUUUAACAUACAAGCAAAUGUAUGAGAUAUCUCUUGGAGUGGCUCGUGGUAUUACUUAUUUGCAUCAAGGUUGUGACAUGCAAAUUUUGCAUUUUGAUAUCAAACCUCACAAUAUCCUUCUUGAUGAGAACUUUAUCCCCAAGGUUUCUGACUUUGGUCUUGCAAAGCUUUAUCCAAAUGACAAUAGUAUUGUCACUUUAACUGCAGCAAGAGGAACAAUUGGUUACAUGGCUCCUGAAUUGUUCUACAAAAACAUUGGUGGAGUAUCUUACAAGGCUGAUGUGUAUAGUUUUGGAAUGCUUUUGAUGGAAAUGGCAAGUAAGAGAAGAAAUUUAAAUCCACUCGCGGAUCGUUCAAGCCAACUUUUCUUUCCCUUUUGGAUUUAUAAUCAAUUGAUUGAAGAAAGGGAAAUACAAAUGGAUGAAAUUACUAAUGAGGAAAAGAGUAAUGUGAAGAAAAUGUUCAUAACUGCGUUAUGGUGUAUUCAAUUAAAACCAUGUGAUCGUCCUGCAAUGAACAAAGUAAUAGAGAUGCUUGAAGGAGAUAUUGAGAAUAUUGAAAUGCCUCCAAAGCCUUCUCUAUAUCCAAAUGAAAUGAUUCAAGAAGACAAUGAAGUCGACUCAAAUGAAAUUGAAUUAGAAUCUGAGGUUGGCUCUGUCAGUUUUAUUGAGGAAAAUACAACAAAACCUCUAUUGAUGAAUUCAUCUUGAUGGUUUCUUGUUGUUCAUUUGCUUUCACAAAUAAAUUUUUGUUUUUUUUUUUUUACAUAAGAACAUAUGUUAAUAAUGUAAUAUUAAUUCAUAAAAAGGUAAAGCAAACCAUGUAGCUAAUUCCAAUAGUAAGCAUAAUAAUAAGCACCUUACUUCCAAACCACUAAUGCCAAAAGAUACAAUGUAAAGAGUUUUGUUGAAUCAUGUUUUGAUCAAAA